AUGUAUGCUAUGCUAUUGGCCUUCUUGAUCUUAUGGCUAUCGGCCUUCAACUCCAAUGGAGCUUACGCAUACACUAUUCAACUGCUAGAUCAGCCGAUCAAAGCGAUAUCGAGUGGUGAAUUUGGCUUGCCGCAGGGACUCCACGUACAGUUACACAGCUACCUGCCAGUGACUGGGCGUGACGGGGAAGCUAUCGUCCGGGGAACUUACAGCGGAGACUCAGAGGUCCAGACUACAGCAGCCGAGAGCGACAAAGACCGUCGAGGACUCUGGUCAUUCGUCUGGGCGGCGACUAAGGUUUUCAUCAACCCGAUGUCCUGGACGUCUGGCAUUCUACUCGGUGAUUUGGCAUGUCAUGCUGUUGAGUGGUGGGUUAGUGCUCCCUCUUGGGUGUCGUACCUCUGCAACUCGUUUGCCGUCGUUUCCACUAUGUUCUCUGUCUGGGACGGACGUGCCGACCUUGCCACUGCUUGGAGCGAUUGGACAAACGAAGCAUCGUAUCAGGGCAACUUGGACAGUCUGCAGCUAUCACCCUACUAUAGUGAUUAUGGCAACGUUGUCGACAAUAUUGAUCGAAGAUCAUCUCCGUUGAAACGCGGCAAUGAGUCUGGCUACUACGAUUGGUCAGUUCUCCAUCCUCACCUGGCAAACAAGACGAUCAGAAACGCCCUCUCUGGGAAUGCUAGCAUCUUGCAUGAUGUCGGACGCGACUAUACGAUCAUCACGAUGGCCCAUGUGCUCAACAGUACCGAUUUGAAUCCUAUUCUAGUGCAGCGUUCCAUCAAUGGCACUUUACUGGGUGCACCUGUAUCUAUGUUCUUUGUGAAUGGUACUGGGAGCUCGGCAGGUCUCGGUUCUCACCAUGCCUUCGGUACAGCUACGAAGUCGCGCAAGCGCGAUGAUGGGAACUGCAAUGGAUUUGGUAACGAUAGUGGUAACAUCUACGCCGACAACACUGAGCUAUGUGGAGGAGAUGGCACGGACACCGAAGAUGGCAUUACAGGCGUGUACUACGGAAUGGAUUUCUACUGGACAGAGGCUCAAUGGGAGGAAUACGAUGCCGACGUGGGAGGUCAAUAUCCAGACACCAACGGCGCAUGGAGUCUCGCCAGCGAGCUUUCCACCGACACGCAAAACAGCCAGUGGUGGCGAUCUUGCCUGUGCGACCAGGAAAGUGGGGACUAUUCGUGGACGGGGGCUCUUCAAUACACCUGGAAUGGUGGAUUCAAUGGCUACAGCGACUGUUAUGCUGGCACUUGCGGAGGAGCCUCUUAG
Messenger RNA from Mollisia scopiformis, 1275 nucleotides. RefSeq lists its product as uncharacterized. The transcript has a single exon. NCBI's taxonomy places the organism in Eukaryota, Fungi, Ascomycota, Leotiomycetes, Helotiales, Mollisiaceae. The record is from RefSeq and is a predicted model, not a curated record. Bases 1 to 1275 code for a protein of 424 amino acids.